CUUAUGAGAGGAGUUUGCGGACUUGGACGAAGACCAAGUGGACUUGUCUAUCUUCGUCCGAAGCAAAGACUGCUGAUGCGAGUAUAAGAAGGCCGGAGCCCUCUGGUCCUGGGAGGCUAGGAUGGAAGACAAUCAAUUGUCUUCAGCACCCAAUACAUCAUCACUUUGAUCUGUCUCCAGAUUUGAUCCCACUCUUUCUACCAUUAUGACUAUUUUCAAGGGGUUUGACACGACCCGCGAUGUCCCGUCCCUGGGAGGCAAGGUCAUCCUGAUCACGGGGGGAACCGGUGGAGUCGGCAAAGCAGCCAUCGAGCACCUUGCCAAGCACGACCCUCAAAAGAUCUUCUUCACGGGCCGCAACACGCAGGCCGCAGAACGUCUCAUUGCCUCGCUUCCGGACCCAUCUGUUGCCACAUUCGUGCCAUGCUCCCUCGACUCCCUCGCCAGUGUCAAGACGGCCGCGGAUAAGAUCAUCCAGCAGACGGACAGACUCGAUAUCGUCAUUGCCAACGCGGGUAUCAUGGCCGUCCCGGCCGGUGUCAGCGACGAUGGCUACGAGAUUCAGUUUGCUACUAAUCACGUCGGCAACGUUGCCCUCACAUUGCGCGUCCUACCUCUGAUGCUCAAGACUGCAGAGAUACCCGGCGCAGACGUCCGUUUCGUUGCCCUGACAAGUCUAGGCUACCGGGGCCAUCCAAAGCAAGGCGUUGACUUUGAGACGAUCAAGACGGCGCAAGAAGGCAUGGUUAUGGGCUCGUGGGGACGCUAUGGUCAGUCGAAACUCGCCAACAUCCUGUUCGCGCGUCAGCUGGGCAAGCGGUACCCGAGCAUCACCUCGCUGGCGAUCCAUCCCGGCGUUGUCAAUACGGAGCUUGUCACGGAGCUCAGCUGGGCGAAAUGGCUGCUAGUUAGGGUUACCAACCCUCACCUCCUGACCCAGGAGGAGGGCGCGGUGAAUACGGUCUGGGCGGCCACGGCGAAAGAUGUGCGAGAGAGGCUGGACGAGGGCAAGACGGCGUUUUUCGAACCUGUCGGAAAGGCGUCCGCUGGUACCAAGAGCUGUUUCGAUGAGAAGCUUAUGACGGAGCUGUGGGAGUGGACGGAGCGUGAGGUAGGCCUGCAGGCGCCAUGAGCGACGACUGGCUGUGUAAAUGCUGUUCUGGUGAGAGGAUGCACACGUAGAUGUGUUGUGAAGUAAUGGUUUGGUAUUCCCUUGGACUCUAAGAAAAGACAGUUUGCAUAUGUACAGUUCUCUACCCAUUUCUCUACUCCUUCCCGUUGGCAGUCGUGCUCGGUGCCACUGCGUACGUCGGCCGGACGAACCUGUUCCCUGGUUAGCAUGGGUUCCAGCCAUGUCUGCCCUGCCAGAGGCCUGAUGUCACUGGAUCUGGCAGUAUAGGAGGUCACCUGCCUGUCUGUGCUGUAAACCUUGCU
Messenger RNA from Emericellopsis atlantica, 1434 nucleotides. Its product is annotated as oxidoreductase. The record is from RefSeq and is a predicted model, not a curated record. The transcript has 2 exons. NCBI's taxonomy places the organism in Eukaryota, Fungi, Ascomycota, Sordariomycetes, Hypocreales, Bionectriaceae. Bases 206 to 1132 code for a protein of 308 amino acids.